CCAAGAUCUUUCCCCAACUUGAGCUCCCAAACUGAUCGGCGAUUUUUGGCGUUGGUGCUGUGAGCCUUGCGCAGUGCUUUUGGGUGGAAAACAUCAUCGGUGUGGUGCCGGUGAGAGUUGACUUUGGCUAUUGCUGAUGCGGCUCGCUUCCCUCUUUUUCUCUUUCCUAAGUCCCACUGUCCGCAGAAAGAUGAAGCCGUUAAUCAUCAUCUACGGCUCGACUGGCACCGGCAAGUCGGAUCUCGCCGUGGAACUGGCAACGAGAUUCAAUGGCGAGAUUAUAAACGCAGAUGCAAUGCAGAUGUACAAAGGACUACCCAUCAUAACAAACAAGCUCACAGUCGAGGAGCAACGAGGAAUCCCACACCACCUUCUCGGCAGCAUCGAUCUUGACGAAGACCCCUGGGUCGUUACACGGUUCAAAAAAGAGUCCCUUAGGAUAAUAUCCGAAAUACGUGACCGAGGAAAGCUUCCGAUUGUCGUCGGUGGUACAUCCUACUACCUGGACGGCCUGCUCUUUGACGGCAGGCUGGUGGAGGACGAGCCGGCGCGCGAAGGCGGGGUGUCGAAUCGCGAAGAGCUUGCGGCGAGGUAUCCAAUCCUCAUUGACUCCGCCGACGCGAUGUUGAACAAGCUGCGGGAGGUAGAUCCCGUAAUGGCGGAGAAGUGGCACCCCAAUGACGUGCGCAAGAUCCGAACAUCGCUGGAAAUCUACUAUGCGACGGGCCGACGCGCGUCUGACAUCUACGCUGAACAGCGAAGCAGGAAAGAGUCUAAGUGGGCAUCUCAGGACCCUGCACAGAGGCACAGCCUCGGAGAGAUACUGGUAUUCUGGCUCUAUGCCCGGCGAGAGGCACUCAAUGAACGGCUGGACAAGCGCGUAGACAAGAUGGUACAGAAUGGCCUUCUCAGCGAGACAUCACAGGUCUAUGAGUAUCUCCGAAGGAGACUGCUCUCGGGUGAAACCGUCGACCGCUCUAAGGGCAUCUGGCAGUCGAUCGGCUUCCGCCAACUGGAACCCUAUCUGAGGGCUCUCCGGGAGGCUCCUGACAGUCCCGAACUGUCCGAGCUCAAGGAGACCGGCAUCCAGGAUACCAAAACGGCGACUCGCCAGUAUGCCAAAUACCAGGUCCGGUGGAUGACGAUGAAGACCAUUUCAUCCCUGCAAGAGGAGAGACUCCUUGAUAGACUCUACCUCCUCGAUAGCUCCGAGAUCCAACGCUGGAACGAGGAAGUUCUAGAAAAAGGCGUCGAUCUGACUAGGAAAUUCCUCGCCGAUGAGCCGCUGCCUGCACCAGCCGAACUGUCUGAGACGGCGCGGGAAGUGUUGAGCAGCUCAGUCGAAAGGAGCAACCGCGAGGACACCCCUUGCAGGAAAACCUGUGAUAUCUGCCAGAAGACGCUCUUGACAGAAGAGUUGUGGCAGUCGCACAUCACUAGCCGAAAACAUCUCAAGGCCAUUCGGGGGGCCAAAAAGCGGAUGAUGAUCCCAGCCCACGCCAUCCCAUCAAGAGCCUUGGUAACUGUCAACUCUCGAUUCUCAGAUAGCACGCCACCCGCAAUAGAUCCUCUAUGAGCCCAACAUGAUCUAUACAGAAGCCAAGGCAUGUACAUGUACAUCAUCUUCGAACAAUAACAAUCCCGCAUCACGCGAGGAAGGCUGAGGCUUAUGCACCCCUAUAAACGUGGUAUCAGAUCACCAGCAAACAACAGGCACGACGAUACCAUCUACUGCCCACGGCCUCUUUAUGCCUCCGCGAUUUGGCUCUUCACCCAGUUCUCCAACCCGCCCCGCGCAAUGAUCUCCUGCACAUUCGGUGGCAGCUCGCCAACCUUCUGGCUCCAGGUCUUGCCCCCUUCGCCCUCCGUAACGGUUACCUUGCUCCGCCUGACAUCCCACACCAGCUUCCAGCCGGUGCGCCUCGUCAGUGUCUUCUCUCCGUCCUUGCCACCAAACGUCUCGCGCAG
Molecule: messenger RNA, 1968 nt
Organism: Chaetomium strumarium
Lineage: Eukaryota; Fungi; Ascomycota; Sordariomycetes; Sordariales; Chaetomiaceae
Product: IPP transferase-domain-containing protein
Exons: 2
Coding region: 137-1576 (479 amino acids)
Biological process (GO): tRNA modification
Cellular component (GO): mitochondrion
Molecular function (GO): ATP binding; tRNA dimethylallyltransferase activity
Source: RefSeq, a predicted model, not a curated record